UUUAUUUGGAAUAUGAUAAAACAUUAAAAACGUCAAGUAGCGUUAAAUAUUAGUGUAAGACUUAUGUAACUUGUUGAAAUGUUACUUUGGACUUGUAGAAUAUGAAAUAAGAUCAAAUAUAUCCUGCCACAGUUAUUGCCAGCCAAUGCCAGGAUAUAUUUGAUUCUUUUGUUACCCUAUGCUUAAUUAAUUUAUCAAAACAUACGACGUUGUCCGAUAAUGGAUGCCUCCUACCAGCUUUCCCAAGCGCCAAUGACGUCCGUGACGCAAAAGUCUGUCACGCGCUUGCAGAACUGGCGGUUAGAAACCGUUAGAGGCUAGCGUUGGAGCAGUUCAGGAUGGACAAAGAUCGAGGUUUUAGGUUCAAACUUUUGGUGCCUCCCAGAGUAAGCCACGGCCAUAUAAAUGCUGUCCGACCUCAAGGAACAGUAGGGAACCAUCUUCUAAAUUCAGAGCAGCAGGUAGCCUCUUCAUUAAAACAGGAUAAUUCCAGCUCUGGUGAGCUUUAUUCCAAUCUCUUUGAUGAAGUAGAGAAAAUACAGUCCUGGAAGGUCAAAGUUGAAAAUGACACUGCAGAGAAAGAGAGAAGACUGCAGGAUAACAAAAGAACGAUUGAAACCCAACGAAAAGCCAUUCAGGAUCUGCAGUUUAGCAAUGAAAGUUUGAGCAUAAAGCUAGAGGAACAAAUUUCUGAAAAUGAGGACCUAAGAAGCAAGAACAAUACAACAAGGAACUUGUGCAAUAUACUUAAGGAAACUUUUCAAAGAUCUUCUGAGAAAAUGCAUUUAUUUGAAUCUGAAAGGGAAGAAACACAUCACCUCUUCAUGGAAAAUAGUGGGAGCAUUAAGAAACUACUUUCAGCAUUUGAAUCCCUUCGUAUUCGAGUAGAAGCCGACCAACAAGAGAUGCAGAAAGUGAAAAAAGACUUGUUGCAGUUUGAAGAUCUGAAAGAGAAAUAUCAUCAGCAAUAUAUAAUGAAAGAUAAAGAGAAUGAAAUGGUUCAGAAAAAACUUGAGAACAAGGAAAAUGAGCUCCAGAAAGCCCUGCUAAACCUUAAUGAAACUCAGAAAUACUGCAAACGACUCCAAGACUCAACAAAGCAACAAUUUGAACUUCUCCAAAGCUUGAAAACUGAAAAGGAAUCUCUUCUUCAAAACCUGAAAAGUGCUGAACAAUCCUGUGAAGAAUUUAAGAAAAAGGAGGAAAACACUGCUGCAGCCCUGGAAAAAAGUAAAAAUGAGUAUAAAGAGAUCAUCCAAGACAAAGACCUGAACAUACAGGAACUCAACAGAGUAAAAACUGAACAAGCAGAAAAACUGGAGAAGAUUGAAACAACAAUCAAGGAUUUAAAAAAUUCCCAGGCUCUGGAGAUACAAAGGGUCAAAGAUCUGGAGGAUAAACUAAUGAAAAAGAGCAGUGAGCUUGAAAGGAACGAAAAACUUUUAGGAGAGACGAUGGAAGAAGUAACAAAGAAAGAAUAUCUGAUCAAAGCCCUUGAAAAGGAACUUGGGAUAGAAUUAAAAUCCACUGAGAGCUUGAAGUUCAAGAUUGAUACUUUGGAAGCCAGAGUGAAUGAACUUAUUUCUGAGCUAUCAAGGAAAACAGAGGAAAUUCAGAUGCUAAGGAAUGAAAAAGAGGUGGCAUUAAAUGAAAAUAGUCAUCUUAAAGAGAUCAAAGUGAAGGAACUUGAAGGGCAGUUGUCUCUUGAGAUCAAGAAAAAUAAAGAAUGCACCUUUCAGAUGGAGCAGCUAAAGGAAGACAUCUUGCAACAUGAAGUGAAAUAUGAGGCGCUGCUGUCUAGUUUUGAUAAGCUGCAGUCUGAAAACAUGGCCAUUCAACAAGAGUUUGAAGAUGGACUUUCCAGAGUAAAAGAGUCUAAGGAAAACAUGAAGGUAAGCGAGGAGAACAUAGUAAACCUCAAAAGAAAAGCUCAAAAACUGGAAGAAGAAAACAAGUGUUUAAGGGAUGAAAUAAGCACGAUCAAAAAGAGAGUCAGUGGGACAUGCCAAGACACGUAUACUAUGCAAAAGAAUGCUGAGGAAAUUUGGGAACAUCUGCAAGAAGAGAUUGCAGUAAAGGAGAAACAGAUAAAAGCUGUGGAAGCAAAUCUUCAGAAUCUCAGGAAGACAUUUGAAAAGAAAUUUAAAGUGCAGGAAAAGUUCAAGAACGAAAAUAAAAUUCUUAAGAAACAAAUUGCAAAAGAAACUGCUAAAUCUACUCAACUAGAAAAGACGAUUGACAAGCUUCAAAGGGAGUCCAAGGACUACAAGACAAUGAAAGAGGAAGAUUAUCAGAAAAUGCUUAAGGAUCUUGAAUCAAAAUCAGUUUUAACAGCAGAGCUUGAAAAUGAGGUACAUAAGCUCAAAUUAACAACAGCAGAAGCCAUUAAGAACAAAGAAGAUGCAGAGCUCAAGUGCCAGCAUAAGAUUGCAGAUAUGGUAGCACUGAUGGAAAAACACAAGAGCCAGUAUGACCGCAUGGUUGAAGAGAAGGACAUGGAGCUUCAUAAGAACAAGAAGAAAGAGACAGAGGCAGUUGCUCGUGCAGAAUCACUGGAGUUGGACUUGUCAAAACAGAAAAUAGAAAAUAUCCAACUAAAGAAACAGUUGAAGACAAAAGACACAGAAAAGGCACUUCUACAAAAAGAAGUAACUGAUUUGAAGAAAGAAACUUCUACUGCAAAGUCCAUGCAAUUGUCACAAGCAAACAACAAGCAGUCAAUUACACUUGAUUCUGAGAAAGAGAUAGAUCUUCAAACUCCAGUGGAAGGCUCAAUAAAGAGAUACAUUUUUGACCUUAGCAAGAUCAAGAAAACCCCCUCCAACAAGAGUCCUGCAGUUCUUAGGAAAGCUGUAUCAGCCUCCAAAACACCCAGGACACCAAAUGGAACAACAGCAAAGACAAAGACUGUUUUCAAAGAAGAUACUGAGACUUCAGGAAGUAAUAAAAAUAGGAUUGGUGGAAUAUCAAAGAUGAAAUCAUACAGAAUAAGAACACCCCCUUCUAAUGAAAAUGCAGGACAGUGGGGAAAGAACACUUUUGAACUUGACUCAAAGUCUGACAGCUCUGAUCAAAUUGAUUUGUUUACCUGUACAUAUGAACCGGCACCAAGUGAUUCUGUUCUGCAGCACAAACGUAACAUUUUCAAAAAGAUUCAGAGCCCCAUUGCUCUUAAAUCACCUGGAAGUAACUUGAAGCUGGCUGCAAUAAAAAGAAUGAGAGAUGCUGGUUGGACUGCAGUGACCAACUGCGACAAGAAAAAGAAGAAGACUAGUGAUAAAAUAUUUGCAUAAGUCAUCCCAAUAGAGAACAGAUAAAUAGAACAUUUUAGACAGGUAUUGUGU
Molecule: messenger RNA, 3344 nt
Organism: Xiphophorus hellerii (green swordtail)
Lineage: Eukaryota; Metazoa; Chordata; Actinopteri; Cyprinodontiformes; Poeciliidae
Gene: sycp1
Product: synaptonemal complex protein 1
Exons: 33
Coding region: 339-3293 (984 amino acids)
Biological process (GO): meiotic DNA repair synthesis; lateral element assembly; synaptonemal complex assembly
Cellular component (GO): central element; transverse filament; synaptonemal complex
Molecular function (GO): double-stranded DNA binding
Source: RefSeq, a predicted model, not a curated record